Gymnodraco acuticeps is the source of this 3450-nucleotide messenger RNA. RefSeq lists its product as uncharacterized. The coding region runs from base 1609 to 3270 and encodes 553 amino acids. The transcript is spliced from 10 exons. Lineage: Eukaryota; Metazoa; Chordata; Actinopteri; Perciformes; Bathydraconidae. The record is from RefSeq and is a predicted model, not a curated record.
UGGAAAGAUAAAUGAAAGAAGGCAGAUAUAUCCAUGUAACAUACAGUAGGCUAUGUAUGUAUGUUUAUUAUAACAUUGUUCUGUGUGUCAAAAUGAAAGACAGCCCACACACCUAUCAAUCAUCAAACCGUGGGUUCUUAUUUCAUUACAUGUUGAUUUCUAUUAACACGUAAUGUUGUAUUCUUUCACACACAGUGACGUCAUGAGCUACCCACAAUGCAACACGCGCCAUAUAUAUAUAUAUAAAUACGCCAUUUUCCUGGAGGUGCAGAUAUCCUGGAAGUGCAAAUAUAAACAGCUAGCUAACGUAGCCAGGCAGAGCGCACAAGUUUUUUUUUCUGAAUUAACGACCGAAGAAAUCGCUGCAUGUCUUCAGAUUACAUCUCUGGACUUGAGGGGUGUGCUCUAGGUCGUUACCAGCGUCAACUAGAGCUGUGUGGGUUGUCAGAUUGCCCUUACAGACUGCCUGCAGAUGUAUGGAAAAACAACAGUUGCCUUCGUCGAUUUUGGCUGCAUCUACGUCUAAUUUCUGCAGGCAUGAGAAUCACUCACCUUUCGGCGAUAUUCGCCAUUUUGAAACCAAAAUAGGUGACCUACGUGAAUCGUGUAGAUUCGAUGAGAAAAUAUUUAAUGGGGGGGGGGGGGGUAGGUAUGUUCAGAGGCCGCAACGGCACGCACCGUUAGGUGACGAGUGGAAGACGAGACCCAAUCACCGCAGCCGAGAGACUCUCUCAGCGGCAGUGAUUGGGUCCCGUCCUCCACGGCCUCGGAACCAGCCCCAGAGAUUCAGUGAACUGCAAACAGGUGCGCGUGCCAAAAAGGGACCUGAUCAUUGGUUUACAAGCAGUUCGCUUCGCUCGUGCUGACCAGAGUGGGAUCCAGACCACCAUCAGAAGCUGAAAGCACGCCUGGCCUCGGCGAUUUACCUGACUGAAUUUGGACGUGUUGAUGAUUUUGAGGUGAGGGGACUGACAAGGCUGAAGGGUAAAGUGGUCCACCGUUCUAUCAAUAAGGCUAAACUAGAAGUUAGUGCUAACACUAAUACAAACAUUAUUUUUUGCAGAAUGAGUGUGUUAAGGGAGAAGGAUUCAGCCAUUGUUAAACAGCUGGAUGCUGGAUUGAAAUGCAGCUGGAACUGGUCGUGGCUAAAACUGGAAGGCAAGGCAAUGGUCCUUGGAACCUUGGCGGAGCAUUCCAUCCCGUUUUCUAUGGCUCCUGUAAUUGUUGAGCUUGCCCAGACCCUUUCCUUGGAUAAACCAGCUUUGCAGGGAAUGAAGCUGUCGCGGACGACAGCUUCAUACAAGAUGAUCCAUGGUCUAGGGCGGACCUACUCUGAGAGGAACUUUUCCAACAUGAAGAUAUUUCCAUUUUCGUUAAAUUUAGACGAGAGUACCUCCAACAACAACAAAAAGGUUGGUCUCAUAUUAAGCUAUUGCCAUCAAAGUCCAUCUGUUUUUGCUUCAGUGUAUGCCCUGUAAAAUGUUGCAUGGCUAAUAAACCUUUUUAUGUUGAAGAUCCUCUCCAUGCUCGUUUGCUACUAUCAUGCAGACUUGAGGAAGGUGAUAGUGGAGCAUUUGGGGUCCUUGGAGAUCGUGAAGUUCUUUAGAGAUGGUGCUCUGUGAGUUCUUUGAGAAAAACAACAUCCCGUGGAAUAACCUUGUGAGUAUGCUGAUGGACUCGUGUGCUGUGAUGAGGGGCAGCAAGACCGGCCUCGAGAUCAGGAUGCACCAAUACUGUCCCAACCUGCUCGAUGUUGAUGGGGACUCCUGUCCUCAUAUACACAAUGCGGCAAAGAAGUUCUCCGAGCCCUUUGACAGCUACUUGGAGAAGCUGUUCAGUGAUCUCCAGGUUGACCAUCAGUGGAGUCCAGACCAGGUGAUGUACCUCAAGGAGAUAGCUAUGAUUCUAAAUCUCCCCGCCUCCAGCCCACAGAGGGGCUUUGUUCGUCAUCGCUGGCUGUCUGCAUACGAUGCCAGCAUGGCAACCCAUGCCAUGAUGCCUGCGUACAGAGUCCUCUAUUAUGGCUUCCUCUCCACUGCAGAUAAGGAGCUGUAUAGGGAGCCUUUGGAACUGAUGUACACCAAGUACCACGUCAACCAGGCAGGAAGAGCCCGUAUCAAGGUGGUUCAGGAGGAACUCAACAGGAAAGGCAUGACUCCACAAGGCCGUGAGAGAAAAAAGAGGGUAUGUCAGAAGCUGCGGCAUGAGGAGACGACAACAGUCUUACGGCUCAGCAUCUACAUGGGUUUGCUGGCUAUUCUCAAGGAGUAUGUCUUGGUUUUCCAGGGUAGCCAGACAUUGGUUCACAGACUUCAUGAUCGGCAGCUUGAGCUGUUCCUGGCCUUCAUGGCUUGCUUCGUGAAGGCCGAAUACAUUACUCAGCUGUCUCCCAGGGCUCUGAGGGAGAUGGUCCUGGAGGAUUAUAUGCUGCUGCCCUCCAAGGAGGUCUAUGUGGGACAGGAGGCUGACACGUUCAGGAACCAGAAUCCCAAUCAUGCUCUGUUGGUGCCAUUCCUAGCAGACGUCAGGAAAGCCUACAUCACCACUGCAGUGUACCUCCAGAAGAAGCUCCCCUUGGCCAGUCCGACUCUUACAGCCCUGUCUGCUCUGGACCCUCUUCUGAGAGGCCACUCACAGGCAACCAUCCAGCUUAAGAGGCUGAGUGGUAUGCUGCGGCACCUCUUGCCAGCAGACCAGGACAUCCAGAGAGAACUUGUGCGGUUCAAUGUUGACCUGACCAUCCCCAGUUUCAAGGAGGGUGAGAGCAUGGUUGAGUGGUGGGGUCAUGUCUUUGACAAGCCAGAUAAGUACCCCUCCCUGAGUGCGAUGGUUAAAUGUUGCCUCUCCAUCUUUCACGGACCAAGGGUUGAGUCUUCUUUUAGUUUGAUGAAUGAAAUAAUUGACAAAAGGAGUGGCAACAUGAAUGUACCAAAAUGUAAUGCAAUCCAGACGGUCAAGUACACCCUGCAGUCCAGGGGGAAGACAGCCGUGCAGCUCUUCAGAAUGGAGGAUGUGAAGUUCGGGGAGGUGGACAGAACACUAUGCAAGAAUAUCAACUCUGCAGCAGCCACAUACAAACGCCAGCAGAAGAUGAAUCAGAAAGAAAAGCAGCAGCAACAGAGCAAGUAUGGCUCCCAAGCAUCUGGCAGUGCUCAGCAGGCCAAGAAACAGACUGCUGAAGAAGAGAAAACGGCGAGGCUGAAACAUGUGGCAAAACAGCGAAAGCGGGCCAUGGAGACACUGGUGGUCCAGGCAAAGAAGAAAAAAUGAGAUCUGGUUCUGAGAGUAUUACGAACUGUGUCCUUAAGUCUCAGGAGGGAGUGUUUCAGCUGUAACUACAGUAUCACAUCCCUUUCCUCUCCCUUUCAUUCAGUAUUUUGUACAAAACAAGAUUGAUUGUGUUCCUUUUCUAUGUUGACCUUAACAGAUUUAAAAUAAUAUAUCACUAUC